CCCCUCGGGAAUCCCGCUGAAUUUGAAGAAGGCUCACUUGGAAACUUUGGAGCACGUACCAUGGAGUCCGAGACUGAGGCAAAAGGGAAAUCCCAGCACAGCUUGAAUUUACUGAAUAAAAUUAGGAACAUGAAAGAAUUAGCGGAAAUGAUUGACGUGGUACUCAUAGCACAAGAAGAGCGAUUUCCUUGUCACCGGCUGGUCCUGGGCGCGUUUAGUCCUUACUUCAAAGCCAUGUUCACCUGCGGGCUCCUGGAAUGUACCCAGAGGGAAGUCGUGCUGCAUGACGUCACAGCAGAGAGCGUGUCCGUCAUACUGAAGUACAUGUACGAUGCAGCCUUGGAGAUCAGUGACGCCAACGUCCAGACCGUAGCCACCGCUGCCUAUUUUUUGCAGAUGGAAGACAUCUUCGCCGCGUGUCAGAAAUACAUGAUGGACCACAUAGAUGCCUCCAACUGUGUAGGCAUCUAUUACUUCGCCGAGCAGAUGGCAGCUGAAGAUUUAUCCGAUCAAUCGAAAAAAUACUUGUAUCAGCACUUCGCCGAGGUGUGCUUGCACGAUGAAAUCCUGGAGGUCGGAGUGCACGAGCUCCUCAAGCUCAUUCAAUCAGACGAUCUCAACGUUUCCCGAGAGGAGAGCGUUCUGGACGUAGUUCUGAGAUGGGUAAAUCAUAACCGAGUGUCGCGCACGGAGCACCUCGUGGAGCUCCUGAAGCAAGUCAGACUGGAGCUCGUAAACCCUUCUUUUUUAAGACGAGCCGUCAGAAGUAAUACGAUGCUUCUGUGUGAUGCCGAUUGCAUCGACAUAAUCCAAGAUGCAUUCAAAGCCAUCAAGGCUCCUCAACGGAACCUUCCACACCUUCGCUACGGCAUGGAGACCACCAGCCUUCUGCUGUGCAUCGGCAACGAUUCUUCGGGAAUCCGAUCAAGACACAGGAACUACGGAGAUGCGAGCUUUUGUUACGAUCCGGUAUCUCAGAAGACUUACUACAUCUCAUCUCCCAAGUAUGGCGAGGGGUUAGGAACCGUGUGUACCGGUGUCGUCAUGGAAAACAACACUAUCAUCGUGGCGGGAGAAGCCAGCGCCUCUAAGCUCGCCAGGCAAAAGAACCGGAACGUCGAAAUCUAUAGGUUUAUGAAAAAUAAAAACCAAUAUCUCAUCACAAACUGCGUGGAUAAGUACUCUGUGGAACAAGACAGUUGGAAAAGGGUGUCUCCCCUUCCAGUGCAAUUGGCGUGUCAUGCUGUAGUGACAGUCAAUAACAAGCUCUACGUGAUUGGAGGCUGGACCCCUCAGGCGAACCGCGCGGGGUCCCUGCAGCACGCUGCCGUGCGGGUGUCACCCGCGUCGCAGUUGCUGGAGCGGAAGCAGGACCUACGGACCCGAAUUGUAGGAAGAAACAUCCGGGCGAUUCUGGGGUGCAUCGUCAUAGGACAGCACGUUGCAAAACACAAAUAUGGCGAGGAAAGCGGAAGGGGAAUUGGCUGCAUAGGUGAGGACCGGGGCCAGGUCCGGCAGUGCCUUGACGUCGUGGAGAUCUACCACGCGGAUUGGGACUUCUGGCGCCAGGGCCCCCCCAUGCCAAGUCCCCUCCUCUCACUGCGAACCAAUUCUACCAACCGUGUAGCGUUGGUGUGAGCAUUGUACCUGUGUGUCAUACCCCAUGGGAUUCUUGUCUUCCUGCUCUGCUGUCUUUCAGAUCGCCACGAGGUGAUCUCCAAAGAAAUCCUGGAGCUGGACACCUGGGAGAGCGAGUGGAACGUUGUAGCCGUCAACGUCCUCAUGCACGACAGCUACGACGUCUGUCUGGUGGCCAGAAUGAACCCCCGCGACCUCAUCCCCCCUCCUGCAGACCUGAGGGAGGAAGGCGGUGAGCACUGAGCGGGCGUUGCCGGGCCCUCAGCGUGGCGGGGCCCCCGGCACCCACCGGCCACGCCAGACACGCGCCUUGCAUGCGGGGUGGCCCGUGCGACGCAGCCGGGAGCUGGGGGCUGGAGGGCGGCACGCAGAGCCCGCC
This is a messenger RNA of Propithecus coquereli (Coquerel's sifaka), 2017 nucleotides long. RefSeq names its product kelch repeat and BTB domain-containing protein 12-like. Gene Ontology annotation, molecular function: protein binding. The record is from RefSeq and is a predicted model, not a curated record. NCBI's taxonomy places the organism in Eukaryota, Metazoa, Chordata, Mammalia, Primates, Indriidae. The transcript is spliced from 7 exons.